AUGAAAGCCAAAGUUAAGGUGGAGCAGGACUUGGCCUUCUCCCUGGAGGAGCGUCACCAGCUGGGGAUCCAUGGCCUGCUGCCUCCGUGCUUCAACAGCCAGGACAUCCAGCUGCUCCGGGUGCUCAAGAACUACGAAAUGAAGAGGGACGACUUGGACAGAUAUGUAUUUCUGAUGGGGCUCCAGGACCGUAACGAGAAACUCUUCUACCGGCUGCUCACGUCAGACAUAGAGAGGUUCAUGCCCGUCAUCUACACCCCCACUGUGGGCCUGGCCUGCCAGCAAUAUGGCCUCAUAUUUAGAAGACCGAGGGGGCUCUUCAUCACUAUUCAUGACAGAGGCCACAUUUCAACAAUACUCCAGAACUGGCCAGAAAAGGACGUCAGGGCGGUGUGUGUGACGGACGGAGAGAGGAUCCUGGGGCUGGGGGACCUGGGCUGCUGUGGUAUGGGGAUCCCAGUGGGAAAGCUGGCCCUGUACACAGCCUGUGGAGGUGUGCCGCCCCAGCAGUGCCUGCCUAUCAUGCUGGAUGUGGGCACAGACAAUGAGGUGCUGCUGAAGGACCCUCUCUACAUUGGCCUGAGACAUGAGAGAGUGCGAGGCCGGGCGUAUGAUGACCUGCUGGAUGAAUUUAUGAAGGCUGUGUCAGACAGGUAUGGAAUGGACUGUUUGAUUCAAUUUGAGGACUUUGCAAAUGUUAAUGCCUUCCGUCUGCUGAGCAAGUACCGCAACAAGUACUGCACGUUCAACGAUGACAUUCAAGGUACUGCUGCUGUGGCAGUAAGCUGGACUUCUGGCCGCUCCUCCGCAAUCACUAAGAAGCAAAACGAUGGGGAUUGCAGAGCUGAUCACAUGGCCAUGGAGAAGAGGGACCUUGCGCUAAGGAUAGAGUGUCUGAAAAGAUCUGGACUGGUGGAUUCCAAGGGUCUCAUUGUCAAGGGCCGGGACAGCCUGACUCAUGAGAAGGAGAGGUUUGCUCAUGAGCACCCACAGAUGAGGAAACUGGAGGAUGUUGUUCAUGAAAUGAAACCCACAGCCAUCAUUGGUGUGGCAGCUAUUGCUGGAGCCUUCACUGAGCAGAUCAUCGCAGACAUGGCUUCCUUCAAUGAGCGGCCAAUCAUCUUCGCCCUCAGUAACCCGACCAGCAAAGCUGAAUGCACUGCUGAGCAGUGUUACACCAUCACACAGGGGCGGGGCAUCUUUGCCAGUGGCAGCCCAUUUGACCCCAUCACCCUGUCUGAUGGGAGGACGUUCUACCCUGGUCAGGGAAACAACGCCUACAUCUUCCCCGGUGUGGGCCUGGGGGUCAUCGCCUGCGCCGUCCGACAUAUUACUGAGGAGAUCUUCCUCACUUCAGCAGAGGCUCUGGCUGACCUGGUGACAGAGAAGGACCUGGCAGAGGGACGGUUGUAUCCUCCUCUCAGCUCCAUCAGGGAGGUCUCUCUCAAACUAGCUGUCAAGAUCAUCGAGUAUGCCUAUAAGCACAACAUGGCAACACUUUACCCGGAGCCAUCCAACAAGAAAGCAUACGUGCACUCACUCACCUACAGCACUGAUUAUGAUGAGUUUGCUGUGGCCUCGUACAGCUGGCCGGAGGACAGUAUGGCUAUGCAGUCAUGCAAACUGUAAUGCACUGGACAACAGAAUGAGGCCAGGGGGUGUAGGGUAACUACUGAAUGCAACAUAAUCACAAGACAUGAUGUUGGGAUAGGAGCAAGGGUGUGCGUAGAAUUUUCUCAAUGAUAUAUUUCUGUGAAAUGAAUGGUGGCAACACAUAGAGGUAGCCUAUGCUUUAUGUCUGUGAUGUCUGCCUAUGGUAGUUUGAAAAUACAUUUUAACAAACAGUUAAUUCAAAAAUUGCUGAAAUUAAGAAAGCUUAUAAAAUGUGAAAAGAAAGCCGUUUGCCGAACUUGUGAAAUAUUGCACUUGUGGCUGUUAUCACAUUACAUUCUAUGAUAAUAUAUCUGGGGAAAGACCUAGUUAGUUAGUUUUACUGUAAAAAGCAGUGACUUCAUGAUUGUCAGCUAUAAUCCAAAAACGUUUUAUCAAAUUAAAAUGGUUUUGAUUAAUGUUU
This is a messenger RNA of Notothenia coriiceps (black rockcod), 2074 nucleotides long. Its product is annotated as NADP-dependent malic enzyme, mitochondrial-like. The transcript is spliced from 14 exons. Gene Ontology annotation, cellular component: mitochondrion. The record is from RefSeq and is a predicted model, not a curated record. Lineage: Eukaryota; Metazoa; Chordata; Actinopteri; Perciformes; Nototheniidae. Gene Ontology annotation, biological process: malate metabolic process; pyruvate metabolic process. Gene Ontology annotation, molecular function: malate dehydrogenase (decarboxylating) (NADP+) activity; NAD binding. Bases 1 to 1629 code for a protein of 542 amino acids.